Messenger RNA from Scylla paramamosain (green mud crab), 5253 nucleotides. RefSeq lists its product as uncharacterized. The coding region runs from base 1698 to 2342 and encodes 214 amino acids. NCBI's taxonomy places the organism in Eukaryota, Metazoa, Arthropoda, Malacostraca, Decapoda, Portunidae. The record is from RefSeq and is a predicted model, not a curated record. The transcript has 10 exons.
AAACCAAAACCAAUAGUACACCAUGGUAGCCCAUUAAAUUCCCCACAUUUUACUAUCAACACUAUUCGAAAAGUAUAUUAAAAACAUUAAAAAAAAAAAAAGCUUCAAAAAACUCCCAAAAGACGCCAAACAAAGAUCAAGAUUCAAGAUUGUAAACUGGAGAGAGGUAUAUUGUCACCAACCCUUUUUAGCCUGUAUACAGAGGAGCUAGCAGCCAGGAUGAGAAGAGUGAAUGUAGGGGUAAGUGUGGGGAAUGAUAAAGUAUGUGUGCUUCUUUAUGCAGAUGACGUAGUUGUUAUGAGUGAAUCGGCAGAUGAGCUUCAAAGUCUGUUGGAUGUAGUGGAUGGCUAUGGUAAAGACUUUGGAGUAAGGUUUAGCAGUGAGAAAAGCAAAGUAAUGAUUGUGAAUAGGUCAGAGGAUGAAAGUAAUGUGGUAUGGAGACUUGGAGAGAAUGAGUUGAGACAGGUGCAAGAAUACAAGUACUUAGGGAUGUGGAUGAGUCCUAGUCGGUGUACAAAGGCAAAGAAUGAAAAGAUAAGUAUGCUAAACCAGUGGGUAGGUCGAUUGGGAAGCGCGGCAAGGAUGAGAGCAAGUAAGUAUGAUGUGUUGAGAGAAGUGUGGAAGAGUGUGGCUGUGCCAUGUAUAAUGUAUGGUAUGGAUGUGAUUGCAUGGAAUGAAAGUGAAAUUGAUAAGUUAGAAGUGGGCCAGAAUAGAGUAGCAAGGAUGGCACUGAGUGCACCGAGGUGCACAGCAGUUGAAGCCUUGAGAGGUGAUAUGGGAUGGAGCACCUUUAGGGAAAGACUGACAAAAGCCACACUUAGGUACAAGAUUAGGCUUGAGAGAAUGGAUGAUGCAAGAAUAGCAAGGAAGGUGUACCUGUGGAAUGAAAGUGGAAGCAAAUGGAGGAAGAGAUGCAUGAGAAUGACAGACAGGAAUGGAUUGCAAAUUGUGUGGGCGAUAAGAAUGCCUGGGAGGAAUCAAAAUGAGCGUGAAUGGGUGGUAACAAGAGGAGGCAGAGUGGGAGUCGAAUGGGAUGUGAGAAAAUGGAAGAAUGAGAUAGACAAAGAAGUGAAAUGUGUGGGACUGAAUGAAUGGAAGAAUGAGAUGGAAAGAAAGAAGAUCCUGGAAUGGUACAAGGAGAAAGAGGUCCCGAGGUAUGAAAGGUGGUAUGAUGGAAGCCUGGGCGGUGAUCUUCUCUUCCGAACGAGGGCACAGUGUAUGGAUGUGCAUGCAAGGAGUUACAGGUGGUCUGAGUCCCGCAGCAAAGUGUGCCAGAUGUGUGACAUGGGAGAGGAUGAGACGGUGGAACAUGUGGUGCUGGAGUGUGUGAAGUAUGCCAGAGACAGGAAUGAGAUGAUGCAAGUGAUACUGACUGAGUUAGGGCACGAUAGGAAUGAAAGAUUGGAGAACUCAGGAAAGGAGUGGAUGGCGUUGUUGCUGGGACUGUGUAGAGAGGCCAAUGAAAGGAUGAUUGAGGCGGUGAAAGAGUUUCUGGAGAGAAUAUGGCGUGCCAGAUGUAGGAACAGUUACUAUAGAUGUAGGAUAUAGCUGUUAUAUCUAUCGCAUACGGUACGAUAUGUUGGCCCUCCCGGCACCACUGUACGCUCUGCCGCUCUCGAGGCAGUCCAGGGAAUAAAGGUCUUAAGGAAGCACCGCGUCUUCCUUACACCCUACAUGGCGCAGUGAUUGGAGUAACCAUGGCUGGCCGGCCCCGCUUCAACACAACCACGUCAAGGGCUCCCAGGACACCUAGGACACCUGGGGUCCCCAGCAGCCAUCUCGCCACCACACUGGAGAUGCAGCAGGCGCUGAUGGCCAUGCAACAAGCCCUCGCACGCCGGUCGCCUGCCUCCAGAGUCCCGACCUCUGCCACGCCGGAGAAGUGUGAGGCUGAGAUGUCCACAGCCUCGUUUCGUUCCUGGAGGAGGUCUGCCGAGUGCUGGGUUAGGCUGAACCAAUGGGGCGCGCCGGAGGCCGUGCUACACAUCCGCCUUCUCUGCACACCGGCCCUGCAACGCACGCUGGACACAAGGUACACCAUGCUGCAAUGGGAGGCCCUGUCGACGACCGAGGCACUGGACGCCAUCGAGAACCUGGUACUGAAGGGAACCAACCAGGCGGCCGUGUGGAGCACCUUCUUCAGUAGCCGUCAGGCGCCCGGUGAGUCAGUCUCGGACUUCUUCAGGCAGUGUUCCCAGACUGCCGCCGACUGCGGGUUUCAGUGCCCUUCGUGUGGUGAUGAUUUGGCGGAAUACAUGCUGCUGCGGAAGUUGAUGGGCGGCCUAAGCGAUCCGGUGAUGAAGAGAGAGGGUGGAACGCCAGGGGCCAGUCAGAACCCUUGAGCCCCUUUCCCCGGGCUCUAGAGUGUGGGUGCAGAACCAGAUGACUAAGGUAUGGGACAGGAGUGGAGUGGUAGCUGAGGCACUCCCACACCGCCAAUAUACCGUCAGGUUGGAUGGUAGUGGCCGUCUGUCGCUCCGCAACCGUCGGCACCUGAGGGUGAAACGGGGGGCAACCCUCGCCAGCCCCGCACCGUCUCACGCGGGACCCACACCCGCAACCAGCCCCACCCCACAGCCCCGGCAGUCAACCCCAUCACGCCCACGGAGGACUUCUCGUCGUCCCCAGUGGUUAGCCGACUACGACGAGUCCUCUCCACCUUAAUUGAGUUGCCAAUCCAAAGGCUUGGCUUAAGAGUGAUCCCGAGCUAUCUGUACCAUCAAGAUCAAGAUCGAGCGUCCAUAUCAGAUGGUGAGUCUGCUUACAAAAUUGCAUCGGAGGGAUUGAUAGGGCUAGCCACAAUUAUCCAUCAUCAUCGGCGACACCAUGGCUCUUGAGAAGACAGACAGACCCCGAUGACAGCGUGGUGAGCGAGGAGGGGGAGUCAACCAGCGGGGGGAGCAUGACCCCUACUUUGAACCAGUGGUGACCUUGCUGGAGGUCUUCGUGGUUAGUGAUGAUGACCAGGAGGAGGAAAUGAUAAGACUGAGUUUCGACAUCAGGCAGUACAAGCUGUUUCAUUAUCACACCUCUGAGUCGCCCCCACAGUGGAAGGAACGGGGCAUGGGGGCCAUUAACAUUCUGAGGAACAAGCAGAAGAAGGCUGUGGAGUUUGUUCAGCGGCAGAAUUAAUGCCAGUGGCUGAGUUCAGAUCCUCCAAGACACACACACACACAGCAGCCCCUCCACCUCCCCACAGCCCUCCACUGUAUGAAAUAUACCUACCUAUUUCCAUCUGUUAUCCCCAUCCAUAAACUUGUCUAAUCUUCUCUUAAAGCUCUCUAGUGUCCUAGCACUAACUACAUGAUUACUGAGUCCGUUCCACUCAUCUACCACUCUAUUUGGGAACAAAUUUUUUCCUAUCCUUCCUAAACCUAAAUUUUUCAAGCUUGUACCCGUUAUUUCUUGUUCUCCCCUGGUUGCUGAUCCUAAGAAUUUUGCCUACAUCCCCCUUGUUAUAACCCUUAUACCACUCAAAGACUUCUAUCAGGUCCCCUCUUAACCUACAUAUCUCCAAAGAAUGUAAAUUUAACAGCUUCAACCUCGCCUCAUAAGGAAUACUCCUCAUCCCCUGUAUCCUUUUAGUCAUUCUCCUCUGUACUGAUUCUAAUAGACCUAUAUCUUUCCUGUAAUGUGGGGACCAGAACUGCACAGCGUAGUCUAGAUGAGGUCUGACCAGCACCAAGUAUAACUUUAAUAUUACUUCCGGCCUUCUACUUUUAACACUCCUAAAAAUCACACACACCACAGGAGCCUCACAAACAGUCUCACAGCCUUCACAAGCAGCCCCACACUCCACCACAGACACACCAGACCCACAGCCCUUCACCUCACCCACUUCCCAGCCCCCCACAGCCCCCCAGCCACCACAAAUGAAGUCAAAGGAAGGGACUGUGGCUUCACCCAGCCAGCCAGGACAGCCUACAGAGAGGGGGUAGUCCCAGUCAAGUCACAAAAUAUAGGCUUGGUUCUUCCUACAGUUUGAAGUCAAUGAUUGGACAGGCCAGACAGCUUAGUGGCAGAGCUGCAGGUGGCCCUCGUCAGCUUCCUGGUGGCACAGGUGUAGGACGGCUGGGAGCAGUGGAGGUGCCUGAUGGGGCAGCUGUACCGGGCAGAGGGGCUGCUGCUGCUGGGGAGAGCCACACUUGUAUGCUAAGCUUCUCUCAGUCCUUCUCUAACAGCCCCACAGUUACUGACCUUGACUCAAACACCAUCACGGCACUCUCUUCCCUGUUAAACUUGCCGGGAUCCAUUGUAAUGUAAGGGGUAUUGAAUGUGAGCGAUGAAACGAGAAGGUAGUGGCAAGGGGGAAAAAAGUACAGGGGAGCGCAGGAGAGACACCUCUCUCCACUGUGCCUGACAGUCUCUCAGUGAUUGAAAGACUGAGCAUAACAUCUUCAGGGCACGUGGUAACACGGAGAGGAAGUGGAAGAAACCUUGGGACGCUCCCAUAACUCAGGAGCAAGAAAUACACCUUACUGGAAACCUUGUGACUGACAGGUGGCGGUGACUGCAGGAACCAAUUCAGAUGUCUGUCUUGUGUUGGCGAACGUCCUGUCUGCAGUCAGGCCAGUAGUGCCAUGUCGCAGGGUGUGACAUCAGGUGAAGAGCCAAAUGGAGAGUGUCUGCAGCCAGUACUGGGUGUGCUGAUGCUGUACACAAGUGUCGAGCCAGGUGCCACAGCACAUGACUCCACCAGUGUAGUGUCUCUAGUCCAGGAUGCACUGCUGUGUACGACUUGUAUGUCUUUAUAAAUUUGUGACUAUUCUUAUUAUAUUUGUGAAAUAAGACUUGUAUGUCUUUGCUAAUAAAUAAAUAUUUGACUAUUCUUAUUAUAUAUGUGAAAUAAAUAUAUAGUUAGCUAACAGUGUGGUAUAAUAGUGUAAAAAUAAAUUUGAUAAUUCAUGCAUGCCCCAAAGGUAAAAAAAAAAAAAAACAGGAUUGUGCCCUCUAAACUUUUAAGAUACCACUUGCACAUAGAAGCCCCAUCGCAGCGACUCCAGUGUUGGCUGGGAUGGGGCUUCUAUGUGCAAAUGGUAUCUUAAACUUAGUUUGGCUAAGUUUAGUAGCCAAUCCUGGCUUUUUUUUUUUUUUUUUUGCCUUGAGGGCAUGACCUGUACUCCCAGAAAGACUAUUUGCCAAAGAUAUUAUUGACAUGGCAUAAAUAACUAUCAUUAUGUUCAAGAUGGUAUACUGAAUGUUUAUUGUUUUAAUGUGAAUGUUAAGUGAAUAAAUACACAACAAUAAUAUAAA